This is a messenger RNA of Cucurbita moschata (crookneck pumpkin), 1152 nucleotides long. Its product is annotated as probable F-box protein At2g36090. Bases 1 to 1152 code for a protein of 383 amino acids. Gene Ontology annotation, molecular function: protein binding. The record is from RefSeq and is a predicted model, not a curated record. Lineage: Eukaryota; Viridiplantae; Streptophyta; Magnoliopsida; Cucurbitales; Cucurbitaceae. The transcript has a single exon.
AUGCCAAUUCAACCCCAGAAUUUGACUGUUUCUUUAGUCCUAUAUAAAACCUCUCAAUCCUUCUCUCCAUUCUACAACGCUUUGAUCAAAAUCAUGCCUCCUCCUUAUUCCUCUCAUCAUCCUCCCUCCGCCGCUGACGACGACGGCGACGCCAUAGUCGCUCUCCACUCCGACAUCCUUCAGACUCAUAUUCUCACCCGUCUUGAUGGCGCGGCUCUGACCUCUGCCGCCUCCGCGUCUUCCCGCUUCCGCCGCCUCUCCCGCGAGGACCUGCUCUGGCGCCGGGUUUGCUCAACCUCCUGGCCGUCAACUACUCAUCCGCGAGUCCAGCAGGCCAUUUCCGCCUUCCCUUCCGAACACCGAUCCUUCUUCUCUGACGUUUUUCCGGUGCUCGAUUGCCGAUCGCUACGGUGUGACCUGAACCGUUCCUCUUCCUCCUCCACCUCUGAAUUGAUCUCUGCCGUCGACAUUCAUUACAAGGACAAACUCCUGUUCUCGAAAGUUGACUCAAUCGAGACGAAGACGAAUUGGUUCCUCGGCUCUCCAUUUCGUGUUGACCUAAUCGACCCGAAGGAUUCGAUUCCGUCGCCAAUUAGACGCACGGAGAAAUACGAAGAUUGGCUAGGGCAUCUAGAGGAGAAUCUAACAGUGAGUUGGAUAGUAAUCGAUCCGAUUAAGAAUCGAGCGGCGAACGUCUCGAGUAGGCAGGCAGUGAAAGCGCGAUGGCAGUGGUUGUCCGGCGACAUAGAGGUGGAAUACACGACGGUGAUGGGCGGCGACGGGAGGAUAGGGUCGGCAGAGGAGAUGGUGGAAUGUGCGGUGGUGGUGAGUUGCGGGGAGAAGGAGGAGGAGGAGGGGAUGGAGAUGAGCGUAAGGGAGGUGAGUAUGCGGAUGUUGGACAUGGAAGGGAAGCAUUUGAAGGGGAAGGAGAGUAUGGAGAUUUUGGGGGAAGCCAUGGAAAGGGGGAAGAGAAUAAGGGGGAAGAAAUGGGAAGGGAAAUUGAGGUUCAGAGAAUACGAAGAGCGGAGGAGGUUGAGGAAGGCCAGAAAGGAGAGGACUGAGAAUGCUUUGGAUAUGCUCUGUAUUUUUACUGGAAUCGCCAUUCUCUUCUCUUUCUGCUCUUUCUUCCUCUUCCUCUUCCUCUCCACGUAG